CCUCAUCCCCUUUUCGACCUCUCUGUUUCUCGAUACAAAACUCUUCUGCACUAGAUGAAGCGUGAAAUAUCUGCUGAGCUGGCGUCUAUCCCAUGUUUCUGCCCGAGCAAAGGCACGAUGAGCGUCCGGUCAUCUGGGCAGCAGCGCUCCAUCGUGCUAUCUGGGCAGCGCUCGCGAUGGAGCGCUAUCUGGGCAGCAGCGCUCCAUCCAUUGGAAUUUUUGUUACAUUUUUUUUUCCUUGGUAUAUAAGGUAGAGACUCUAACCUCUUCUUCCCCUCUUCUUCCACUCCCGAGAUCUUUGCCCUCAGUUUUGUUUUCCAGUUUUCCGAUUCUCGAUCUCUCUCCGCUCUCUAGAUCUCUUCCACUCCGUGAGAUCCUUCCCUGCAGCUUUCCAGUUCUCGAUCUUUCUCCGCUUUCUAGAUCUCCAGUUCGCUUCAAUAUUCCGUUCAGUUUUUGGAGGAGUUGAUGAUUUCAGUCUCCGCUUGAAUCUGCUUCUAAGUUUCCUUUUCAGACUUAAUUCAAGGUAUUCUGCAUUCAUUCCAGUGAUUAAUUUGGAUCUUCUGUCUUGUUUCAAUCUUAUGAUUCUGGUUCCUAGGGUUUGAUAAUUUCAGUGUUCGUUAGACAAGAAUUGCUUGAAUCUGCUCGUAAAUUUCUGUGCCAGACUUAAUACAAGGUAUUUUGCAUUCAAUUCAACAACGAUUAAUUUGCUUCUUCUUCUCUGCGUAAUCAACUGAAAUGUGAAGCGAUAAUGAUAAAUCUGGAAUUUUCGUGUUUGGAGAUUUUCAUGCUAUUUUGAUUGAAAUUCUUAGUGAUUUUGAGCUAAUUCUAGAACUUCUUUCGCUUGCACAAUGAACUGAGAUGUGAAGCGAUAAUGAUAAAUCUGGAAUUUUCGUGUUUGGAAAUUUUAAUGCUAUUUUGAUUGUAAUUCUUAGUUAUUUUGAACUAGUUCUGGAACUUGUUUGCUUGCCUAAUGAACUGAGAUGUGAAGCGAUAAUGAUAAAUCUGGAAUUUUUGUGUGUGGAGAUUUCUAUGCUAUUCUGAUAGAAAUUCUUGGUGAUUUUGUGAUAGUUUUUAUGGUUCCUCUCUGUCAAUAUAUCUCCUAGGACGUG
This is a messenger RNA of Rubroshorea leprosula, 1109 nucleotides long. The record is from the annotation of a GenBank genome assembly. NCBI's taxonomy places the organism in Eukaryota, Viridiplantae, Streptophyta, Magnoliopsida, Malvales, Dipterocarpaceae.